Morone saxatilis (striped sea-bass) is the source of this 967-nucleotide messenger RNA. RefSeq names its product endonuclease V-like. Lineage: Eukaryota; Metazoa; Chordata; Actinopteri; Moronidae. Gene Ontology annotation, biological process: DNA repair. The record is from RefSeq and is a predicted model, not a curated record. Bases 94 to 852 code for a protein of 252 amino acids. The transcript has 9 exons. Gene Ontology annotation, molecular function: single-stranded RNA binding; RNA endonuclease activity producing 5'-phosphomonoesters, hydrolytic mechanism. Gene Ontology annotation, cellular component: cytoplasm; nucleolus.
UCUGUACACGGAAGCAAAACAGUGGCGCUCGUGUUCACUACUUCAUGUGUCUGUCAGUUGAUCUUCAUUAAAAAUCCUCCACUGGCGGCAAACAUGUCCGCGGCUCCUGCAGAAGACUUGGUGAAGCGGUGGGAGAGUGAGCAGGCCCGUCUCAGGCAGCAGGUGGUGGAGGAGGACACUGAGGACUGGCAGAGGAGUGCGGACUUCUCGGGCCUGGAGAGGGUCGGAGGAGUGGACCUUUCCUUCAUCAAAGGGGACGACGUCAACGCCUGCGCCCAGCUCGUGGUGCUCAGCUACCCCGACCUGGAGGUGCUGUAUGAGGACAGUCAGAUGGUGACCCUGACAGCCCCCUACAUAGCUGGCUUCCUGGCUUUUAGAGAAACCCCCUUCCUCCUGGAUGCUCUCCAGCGGCUGGAGAAGAACCAGCCCGAACUUCUGCCUCAAGUGGUGUUUGUGGAUGGAAAUGGCCUCUUCCACUACAGAGAGUUCGGCCUGGCGUGUCAUCUCGGAGUGCUGUCAGGGCUGCCAUGUGUGGGCGUGGCCAAGAACCUGCUGCAGGUGCAGGGUGUGUACAAGAGUGAGGAGCACCAGUCACAGAUAGCUGCUCUGCAGAAAGGAGGAGACAGCUUCCCACUCACAGCCGCCUCAGGCAAAGUGCUCGGAAAGGCAUUGAGAAGCUCCGACAAGAGCUCCAAGCCAGUGUACGUGUCCAUUGGCCACAAGAUCAGUGUGGACACAGCUGUACGCCUUACGCACACCUGCUGCCGCUACCGGGUCCCAGAGCCCAUCAGACAGGCUGACUGCCGCUCCAGAGAAUACCUUCGCAUACACUUCCCAGCUGCAGAUACAUGAAUCAAAGAAUGAGGUUGCAAAUGAUGCAGCAAAGGAUCUCAAGAACACUCUGAACACCAGCAACUACAGAGGACCCCCAAAAAGUCAUUUAUCUGUGUUUGAGAGAGAGAGAGAG